Amoebophrya sp. A25 is the source of this 2624-nucleotide messenger RNA. Lineage: Eukaryota; Dinophyceae; Syndiniales; Amoebophryaceae. The record is from the annotation of a GenBank genome assembly.
AAGAAAUGCAGCUGAAGAUGACGAAGAUGGAGCGUCCCUUGUAACAGGUACAGGGUCGUCAUCACGUCGAAAGAACAAGCAAAAAAGCACUGUUGAGUCAGAUUCAGACGAGGAGUGGGACCAAGUUCCGCUCGAUGCGCAGACGGACAGCGAAGAUGAGGAAGACAAGGAAGAUAAAACAGCAGUAGGGGCGGUUUCUGAUGUGGUGCAAGACACGACAUCGUCAAAAAAUACACUAAAUAAAUCUUCCAAGGAUCAUCAUAGAGAAGCUGAAGCCGCAGACGAAGACGAUGAAGAGGAGGAAGGUGGUAGCAGCGACAAUGACGAUUUUGAUUUUCUGACUGAACAGUUUAAGGCAGGAAACGAAAAAGAUUUGGCUGCUGAGGAUGAAACGGAAUGGGUCAAGGAGUCAGCAGCACCGAAAAAGAAGUCCAAGAAGAGGGCACGCGAGCGCGACGAGGACGAGACGAAAGUCAACGAAAAGACUUCUACAGCUACAUCCUCAGUUGCUGCCGCCGGUCUCAACGAGGAUGCGUUUUCGGGUGCUUCCGACGAGGAGGAAGAAGUUAGCGAUGUCGAGGGAGACGACCUGGAUAGUGAGGAUGAGGAAGCUCCGCGUGAUGCUGCAUCCUCAAGUGAAGAUGAAGAAAACGAGGACGAUGAUAUCAACAACAUUGCUGCAAGUCCUCGGAUUCAGACAGCUUAUGCCAGGUCAUCUUCGACCGUGGAUGCGAUGCAAAAUGGCAAGCACGAGGAGGAUUUGCCAUUUCGUGUGCCCCUUGAUAGCCUUGUGGACCUCUUGCGAGAACACGCACCUCAAAUAAUUAUGAGAAAGGGAUCCUCCUUCUCGUCGUCUACAAGCCGACAACAGCCAGCUGCAAGCUCAAAGAAAAUGUUGAGAGUUCAAGCAACGAAAGUUGUGAAGUUGGCGAAGCGUGCGAUUCUUUCCUCACCGCGUCAGCCCGACGAAGACGCAGCAGCCAGCGAGGUGAUUGCUGUGUUGUUACAAGAGAUCUGGGACCAAAUGACGAAAUCUGGAUCUUUUGCACUGGUGUACGCCAUCGAGCCCUUCCUUUUGGAGUUAAUCUCUGGCGUGGCCCUUGCAGAUCUGAGCAUUUCUGGUGCCGCGUCUUCGACGACCGCACAGCAGACUUCCAGUGUCGCGUACACCUGGUUUUCCGGUAAAAUGCAUGCUUUAGUUGGAUACUUCGACUUUCACGGCAAGAGCAAGGUUCGGACGUUGACACAGGAAGGAUUCUUCUCGUCGCUGUAUUUGGCGAAACUGAUGCUCCACUUUUUUCCGACGACAGACGUGCGCCACCCGCUGGUCUCCCCGAUGCUGGUGCACCUAGACCGCUUAGCCAUGGGCUUUCGAAAACUCUUUCAGCGCGCUGACCUCAAGACACAGCGCGCGGCAGCAGUGUUCCUCCGUAACGUGUCCUUUGAAUACUCAAACUUCUCUGGAAGUGCGUCAGGCACAACUGGAGGUACUGAAGAAGACAUCAUGUCAACUCCUGUGGUUCCUACAACUUGUUCCGCAGACUCUACUGCCGAAGAUCGUAGUCGCUAUCUGCCUGGAUUCUUCGUCAUGGAGAGCCACGUCGCUGAACUGGAUGCAGCUCUUCGGAAACAGGAGCGCGCAAAAAAGUCUCUGAUGGUCGAGCGAAAAAACACUUCGCUGUCAUCAUCGCCUGCCUGCCUUCAUCCAGCGUCUGUGCAGUCAGCGGCUUCCGUUACUGUUCCUCAAGUACAAAAGCCAGUCUACUUAGAAAGUACAACCGCAGAAGAUGAAGAUGAAGAUGGUGAGAAUUUCGAGGCAAUGUCUUCGCAGCAAGUGUCCUCAACCACCUCGUCUACCGGUUUCACAUCGUGGUGCAACAGUUGCCCAUCGUGGGUGCGCCAUGUGCAGCCUGGUCGAGGAUCCUCCGGAUCUUCGUCGAAAACGCAGAAAAAGAACACCUCCACGACGUCAUUAGGAUCAACAUCUUCUUCUUCUCCGUCCUCUAAGGCUAAGAAUGUGUUCGAAGGUCGUGCGCUCUUUCCACUACAGUAUUUGAAGAAACCGUUAGUACAGAUACCGGUGUUGGACCCGGUAUUCCAUGACCCACGAGAUGGCGCACUGCCAAAGGGUGAUCCGAAUCGUAGUGGCGCGCGACGAUUGCAACGCGAGUAUCAGAAGGAACGAAGAAAUGCGGGUAAAGAACUCAGACGCGACGGAGACUUCUUGCGCUUGCACCAGGCUCAGCAAGACGCUCGCCGCGACAAGCGACAGGCAGCAGAGAGGAAGCGCGUGCGUGGCAUUAUGGGCGUAGAAGCCCAAGAAAUCGCAAAACUGAAAACCGAAAAUUCCACUAGCAUGGACACGAGCAUCAUAGAUACAGCAGCGAAGAGGAGAAGGAAGGAGAAAAAAAUGAACCCGAGGUUGGCGGGGAACAAAUUCUAGAUUUAGAUCUAUUCUUGAGCACGAGUAUGUAGAAGAACUAAAACUUCUUAAACCGACAAGAACACUUAAUCGAUUUCGAUGAAGAUGUGCGGUUGAACAUGAACAACAACGAUUCGUCUCGAAAAUCGUCCCUCCUCUUGAUUAUAUGCACCAUUCAUUCAUACAUCGACAUUGCGUCAGU